CCCGGUGCCCAGUGCCCACCACUCCACUCUCGCCGCACGCGCUCACUUGGAGCAUCCGAUACUCAGCCAGGCCAGUGAUACGCGGCGUCGGCGGCGGCCAUGCCGCUGUCGUUGCCGUCUUCGGCCGCCGUGGUCGCGGCGCUGCCGCGGGCGCUCUCGCUCUCGGCCGCGGCCGUCGCGGCGGCCACCACGUCCCUCCUCCUCAUAUCCGCCGUCGUCCCCCGCUCCCACCUUGUCCCCUCAUCCUCCUCAUCACCGCCGCUCCCCCCGUCCGCCAGCGCAUCCACAACCGCCUCCCAAGCCCCGGCGCCCGCUCCGGACCCCGAGCACCACCACCCCCCGCCGCCCCCGCCCGUUCCCCCGUGCCCGCCCAACGCCACCCACCUCGUCCCCUGCCACGAGGCCCCCUCCGGCGAGCGCCACUGCCCUCCUCGCCCGCCGCCUCCUCCGCACCCGCCCAAGGACCCCCCGCCGCACCCUCCGCCGCCCCCGCCGCAGUGCCGCGUCCCGCCGCCGCCGGGGUACCGCCCGCCCCCGCCGUGGCCCGCGCGGCGUGAGCGCGCGCGGUACGCGAACGUGGAGCUCCCGCUGCUGCCCUCGGCCAAGGUGGCGGCUGACCAGGACCCAGUCCGCGGUGCCGGGGAGUGGCUGGUGUUCAACAAGGGCAAGGGGUUGCGGAAUUACGUCGACCAGCUGGCGCGCGUGGUGCCGCUCCGCGGCGGCGUGGUACGCACGGCUCUGGACAUCGGCUGCGGGGUUGCGAGCUUUGGGGACGACCUGCUGAACUAUGGCGUACUGACCAUGUCCAUUGCUCCGAAGAAUAGAUAUGGAGCACAAGUGCAGCUUGCGUUGGAGCGUGGACUGCCUGCGAUGAUCGGAGUGCUUGUCGCUCAGAGGCUACCAUAUCCAUCACGGUCCUUCGACAUGGUGCACUGCGCGGACUGCUUUGUUCCAUGGACUGCUCAUGAUGGCCUCUAUAUGCUGGAAAUUGACCGCCUUCUCCAACCCGGUGGCUAUUGGGUUUUCUCUAGGCCACCCGUCAGCUGGAAAUAUGGAUACAAUAUUUCAAAUCAAGCGACCAAAGACAAGGAUAAGCAAUUAACUAUGGAUGAUAUCGCGAAUAAGCUUCAUUGGACAAAGCUGUCUGAGAAGGGCACGAUUACUGUUUGGAGAAAGCCAACUUGUCAUCUCCACUGUGACCAAUCAAAGCUCUUAGGAUCAUCACCACUCUGUAGAGAAGACCCAGAUAGUGCUUGGUAUAUGAAUAUUUCAAUGUGUGUAACAUGUCUUCCAAGGGCUGAACAUGCUAAUGGUUGUGCUGAUGGUGCCAUGGAAAAGUGGCCUAAAAGACUUGAUGCAGUGCCACCAAGGAUAUCCAGUGGGGAAAUGAAGUUGUCCAUUCAGACAUAUAAGCAUGACAGUUUGAUUUGGGAGAAAAGGGUUAAUUUCUAUGUAACGUAUCUAAAAUAUUUAUCAAAUGGAACAUACAGAAAUGUCAUAGACAUGAGUGCUGGUUUUGGUGGAUUUGCAGCUGCUAUGUCCAAGUAUCCAGUUUGGGUCAUGAAUGUCAUUCCUACUAAUGUAACAGAAAAUACUCUUGGUGCCAUCUAUGAGCGUGGAUUGAUUGGAACAUACACAGACUGGUGCGAGGCCUUCUCUACUUAUCCACGGACAUAUGAUCUAAUACAUGCUAAUGGAAUCUUCAGUUCACAUAUUCACAAAUGCGGGAUUAUUGACAUUCUGGUUGAGAUGGACCGCAUUCUCCAGCCAGGGGGCGCCGCUAUAGUUCGGGACAGAGCUGAUGUUGUUCUUCAAGUUAAGAAGGAUGCAGACCGUCUACAAUGGCAUAGUCGAAUCGUUGACACUGAAAAUGGGCCCCUUGAUCCUGAGAAGCUUCUCAUCGUGGACAAUUCCCUCCCACUACCAGGGAGCUAAGUGAGCAGCGAGAACCAGGGUCAGCAACCCCUUCAUGUUCAUGACAACGAGUUCUAGGUCUUAUCAUGUUAGAAGAAAAGUGGGCUGAGAUCUUCAUUACCUGUACAGAAGAAGAUUAUAAAGACGACUAGGGUGUUGUUACCUGUACAUAUGAAGGGUAUAAGGCUAUUCUACAGUCAGAGAUUCAGAACUACAGAUCCACAUAUGUCCAGUCCAAUAUAUUUGAGCCACUGACUCCACUGGACCGUCUGGACGCCCUUUCUUCGCUCCAAUAUGCAGCCUGAUUUUCCGAAGCUCUGACGACUAGCUGUGCAUCUGGAACCAAUCAAUCUCGACUCUCUGUACAGAUGUCUGUAUUGACUCGCAUUUGUAUAGCAGCUGUACUUAUCUUGUGAGCGGUGAUGUACAUGCGAGAGGAGUUAGACUUUUCUGUAUUUGAAUUUGCCUUGGUUUGGUCGCUAAGCAAUCUACAGGUUGUACUGCAUCGUGUAGAAAGGCCUUGAUUGGCAGCUGCCAAUUUUCACCUGGUCCUUGUAACUUUCCGAGUUCAGACCGGGGUUCCUGUUUGGAUUGGGGUGUUGUACAAGCAAAGGGAAGGGGCAGGUCGAGUCGUGACAUGAUUUUCUUACGGCAUAAUCAUAAUACCGGUUAUUAUUUCCGCAUGCGGGUCGUCUUCUCCUCACCGAAAGUAGUGAUGGCUUGAUGUUGAUGGGAUUCGAGGGCACAAGUUUGCUGUUCCCUCUUCUUUCCGGGGCAAUAUGUAAUUUGCAAGUUGAUGGCAGUGCGAAUGGUGGUUGCUUUGCUUUGCUUUUAGCAGUUUCUGUAAAUGUUCCAAAAUGCAACGCAGCUUCGCUUUCAUUCUUCCGAUUCUCAUUUCAGAGCUCCAGUUUUUUAGCUUAACUCCACAGCUGGCAGCUCUAGCUUCCCACAUCCGUCUGUCCGCUAACUCGCUCGAGGCGCUGUCUCUCGACUUUUCCUCUCGCUACAGUAGAAGAGGUGAAUUCGAGGUGACUUCCCCUCCGGCACCGGAUCCGCCGCCUCUCCACCGCGUCAGGCUGCCUCUUAGGCGCCGGAGGUGAUGGAGAGCGGUAGAUCCGGUGGCCGGUGUACAUAUUCCUUCUAUCUAGUCUCAUCCUAGGUAGGGUAGGAUGGUUUUCCCCUCCGGCAUCGGUGUCGGAUUGGGGCUUUUGCUCGCCGGGACUCAAUCAUGGCGGGGAUUUCGAGUUCGUCGAGUUUCCUGCUGCGGUGGAGGCCAGGUGCAUCUGCUCUACUCUAAUAAUGGGGGAGUCGACAGUUGUUCUCUUCCCCUGGUUAGAGUUUGCCUUGAGUUGGGUAGCCGGAUGUUCUUCGGGGAUGUUCUUGGGCGACGCCAUCUCUGUGGUCUAUCUUCUUGCGAAGGGGAUGGAUCUAAUUUGCUCCCCCGUGAGCUUUUCCUUCUGCGUUGGCGGCUCUGUCGUCGGCGCCAGACUCCUGUUCCGGUCACUGGUGUCUUCACCAGUGAUGGUGGAUCGCUUGCUGCUCUUCCUCGAUCUCGACGAUGAUGGCCGAUGUGAUUGGGAGACCGUUUACUCGGCAUCGAUGCCUGGCAGUAAGUCCUCCUCUGUGGUUUCUUCCACAAACUGGGGGUCUCGUCGGGUGGCUUGGGCGAGCUGCUCUUUUGGACGGUGUGCUUCUUCCCCGACGCUGGCGGAUUCAGAAGAGGUGCGAUGUCCAGGAGCUAUGCAUGAAGAUCCAAGAACUUUAUUCUUAAAUUUGAAUGAUUUGAGGGUCUUGUACGCAAAUUUGCAUCUCUGGAGGAUGGGGAUGACGGAUUUUAUUGUAAAUUUCUUUUCCUCCAGAGUGCUCGUUGUAAAAGCCGGGCUUUUAUAAAAUGGGAUCCAGGCCCCUUGGCAAAAAAAAUACUUGCUGAAA
This is a messenger RNA of Panicum virgatum (switchgrass), 3846 nucleotides long. RefSeq names its product probable methyltransferase PMT19. Bases 100 to 1935 code for a protein of 611 amino acids. The record is from RefSeq and is a predicted model, not a curated record. The transcript has 6 exons. Gene Ontology annotation, molecular function: methyltransferase activity. NCBI's taxonomy places the organism in Eukaryota, Viridiplantae, Streptophyta, Magnoliopsida, Poales, Poaceae. Gene Ontology annotation, cellular component: cytoplasm; endosome; trans-Golgi network.